Molecule: messenger RNA, 1006 nt
Organism: Trichobilharzia regenti
Lineage: Eukaryota; Metazoa; Platyhelminthes; Trematoda; Strigeidida; Schistosomatidae
Source: the annotation of a GenBank genome assembly
UGUACUCAAUGAGGAUGACAUUCUUGGUCUCCUUCACUUUCCUGUUGCUGAACUGUUUGUUGAGCUGUUCUGCUGAUUUCAAUUCUACACUUAUGGAAUACAGGAAAGCAUACUAUGAUAGCCAAGCUAUGCAAUAUCAUGUUUUUCAAAUUCGGGCCGCUUACAGUGAAAAUUUCGAUGUUGAAAUGCUGUUAAGAGAAAGCCAGAGACUCGAUCGUUUAUACCAACUGAAAUGGAUUAAUGAACUAAUAUCUUCACCUGUUUUCUCAGCAAGCCAGAAGAUUGACUCAGCCACUAAGAGACGAUAUGCAAAUGAGUACGAAAAAGAGAAACGUCUGAAUCAAUCUACACCUCUGGGCACAGAAAGUGAUAAACUUAUUGAGGCACUCGAAAAGAAAUGGAAAGCCAGAGCAAGAUUGGAUGCUGCUGAAGAUGCCCGCCUGAAAUCAUCUAAAUCAUUGGCAAAGUGUGUGAAAAGAAAAGAAAAUACACCAGAGAAAGUGAAUUUGGCGAGUGGGGAGAAACAAAUUCUAGAACUGAAAAAGGCUGCCAUUAAAGGACUUUAUGAACUGAUUGAAGUAUUCAAGAAAUACAUAUUGAAUUACGAUGAUGAACUAACUGAUUCAUUAGAAACUGAUACCUUAUUAGCCGAAGUGAAGUACGGCAGGGAAAUAGAUGCACUUGUCAACAAAAUAGUCGACGUGGAGCGUCAACGACUUCAGUAUCUACAAUUACUUUGUCCAGAUGAAAGAGUGAAAGUCGUAAUAGACUCAGUGAUUGCAGAGGUCUACACACCAACGAAAUAAACAUGGUCUGCCAGCAAUGGAUCACUACACUGGAAGAACGCAUCUACAAUAUAUUGAAGUACUGUUCAGCAUGCUUUCAUGAUAAUUUAAUUCUUAACUUAGUAACUCUCUCUUCGACAGAAACAUUGGCUGAAAUACUUUUCUUUCUGUUUUCGUAACUGAAUUUUAAUACAAAUAAAUGUGUGUGUGUGUCAGUUUCA